Messenger RNA from Chionomys nivalis (European snow vole), 1978 nucleotides. RefSeq names its product nucleoside-triphosphatase, cancer-related (gene Ntpcr). The transcript is spliced from 4 exons. Gene Ontology annotation, molecular function: ATP hydrolysis activity. The coding region runs from base 86 to 694 and encodes 202 amino acids. The record is from RefSeq and is a predicted model, not a curated record. Lineage: Eukaryota; Metazoa; Chordata; Mammalia; Rodentia; Cricetidae.
GCAGGGGCGUGACCUUUAGCGUAAGGGGCGGAGCCUGACCGCCCAUUCUGACCCCGACCUUACUGCACCUCGACCCGCAAAGCACAUGGCGCGGCACGUGUUCCUCACCGGGCCUCCAGGGGUUGGCAAGACAACCUUGAUCCAGAAAGCCAGUGAGGUCCUGCAGUCCUCCGGCAUGCCCGUUGAUGGAUUUUACACGCAGGAAGUCAGGCAGGGCGGGAGGAGGAUAGGAUUUGAUGUGGUCACCCUGUCCGGCGCUCGGGGGCCUCUGUCCAGAGUUGGGUCACAGCCUCCACCUGGAAAGCCCGAAUGCCGAGUGGGGCAGUAUGUGGUGGACCUAGCGUCUUUUGAGCAGUUGGCACUACCUGUCCUAAGAAACGCUGGUCCCAGCCGCAACCCCGGGCACAGUGUGUGCGUCAUUGAUGAGAUUGGGAAGAUGGAGCUGUUCAGCCAGCCUUUCAUUCAGGCGGUCCGCCAGACGUUGUCCACCCCGGGCACCGUGGUCCUUGGCACCAUUCCAGUUCCCAAAGGGAAGCCACUGGCCCUCGUGGAGGAGAUCAGGAACAGGCACGACGUGAAGGUGUUCAGUGUGAGUGAACCAGCACUUGUGCACCCCUGCCCUGGGAUCCCGUCCUUGCCCCUGCCACCUUCCUCUUCUGCCUUCUGCCAGUGGCGUAGUCAGUGCGGAGUUUGAGGGGUUGCUUGGGAAGGUCUGUCCAGGGAGGAACCAUGCCACGCAGGCCAGAGCCUGACAGGUCAUGUACUCAGUGGCAGAGUUCCAGCCCCAACCCCAGCUGAAAGGUGUAUGCUUAUAGGAAAAUUAGUUACUCAAGUCUGGGCCUUGACUUCGGGAUUGUCUCAUUAAGAAAACAAAGUAAACCUGUAAAAGAUGGGCACAAGUUUGAGGAGCUGUUUUCCCAAGGAGCAUGAGGAAGCCACGGCAAACACAGAGGAUAUGUGCACCCCACCAUGGUGACCAUGAGGCACCACACCACGCCCACUAGGAUGCCUUCCAUGGCAUAGUUAGAGAGAGGUGGAAGGGCUUGGGGAAACCUGAGCCUCCCUACCCUGUUGGUGGGAAGGAGCUGAGCUGUCCCUGAAAAACUUCUGGCUUCUCCAGGUGUGUGUUAGUCAUGAUGCCAGCAAAUCCACUCCUAGGCAGUCACGGUGCCAGCAAGUCCACUCCUAGGCAUGCACACGGAAGACUUGAAGACACGUGAUGCAAAGCUUGAACGAAUGCCCAUAGCAGUGUUAUUUACGGUGCUUUACAGAAUGAGAGGACCCAGACGUCCACCAGCAGCUGACCGGGCGGGGAACCUGUGCUCCAGCCAUAUAGUGUGCGUUACUUAGCCACACAAAGGGAUAUAGUGCAGCCACAUCCAGAGACCUGGAUGAGUGCUGUAUCAUGCUGAGUGAAAGAAGGCGGUCCUAGCAGGUCACAGGCUCCACAACUCCAUUUAUAAACUGUCGAGAAGAGUGAUGGGUAGGAAGGUGGGAAGGAGGUGGCCAUGAAUGGGGACCUUGUCUGAGAUGAACCAGGGUUAUGUAAAGACAAAUAGAUGUCGCUGUCCUUGUGAGUAACCGGAGCUGUGAGCCGCUGCUGCUGUGUGAUGCUCGCUAGGGCUCAGGUUCAGCCCAGGGUCUCCUUGCUUCUUUCCAGUCAGGCUGCAGCGGCUCGGCUCCACUUCCUCCUGUCGCCGUCCUGUGCGUCCACAUGGACUUGAUGAUCCCGAAGAGCCAGCCUCUGCCUCCAUCCCCUGCUUUCAGGAAAAUGUUGGUUCGAAGGACAGGAGGGACGUGCUCUUUACGCGUGCUCUCUUGCCUCUUCCCAUAGGUCACUAAGGAGAACAGAAAUAACCUCUUGCCAGAUAUUGUGACCUGUGUGCAGAGCAGCAGGACCUGAAGUGGCAGGGGACCAGGUCCAGCUCUGCCUGCUGGUCACUCCCUGCCCAGGUUUGCUACCUUCCUGUCAUGGGCC